AUGGAUAACGUCGAUUUGCACCCCGCAGACGAUACACUCAAGUUCUAUGUCUGGUAUGAAUGGAUCGAGGCUAACGGUCCGGUAACGGCUGAGAACGUGCUGCAGUACUUCUCCCACUCGCAGUUCUGGGACAAACAGAGCAACAAUGAGAUUGUGGGCAUGCAGACUCAGUACUCCGGUGCGGGCCCAGUCUCGGCUGAGGCGAGAGCCAAUGAGCUAAGACGGUUCACUGGUAUCGAGUUCGCGCUGGUACAUGUGACUCCGCCUUCUCUGUUCGUGAUACACAAGCGCGAGCGUCUAUCACCAGAUGAAACAAGGCCCAUAGCUGCCUAUUUCGUCAUGGAUAACCGCGUCUAUCAAGCACCAGACGUCUACAGCGUUCUCUCCGCUAAACUGAACUCCUCCCUAUACGCGCUACAAUCGACGCUGGACAAGCUAAGCUCCCGACGCCCGGAUUACACGCCGCGCACAGGCUUUGCUUGGCCUAUAACAGAGGCCACCGAGGAUGCGAAGAAACGACGUGCUGCGGAGCGUAUCGAGGAAUCUGUUCCCCCGCCCGACGCCACACCAGCCGAGAGCCAGCCCGAAAGGGAAAAGGAGAAGACGUCCGAUGCGAAGGUGUCGAAACAGAGCAACUUCGCGCUGCUGUUCAACGCUAUGGCCACGACGGCGCGUCACUCGGAGAAGCUCGCGCAGGAGAAGGCUGCGUUGGCUGCUGCACCUCCGCCUGCGUCUACUGCACCGACUCCGGCACCGACGCUCGCGGCUACUCCGGCUCCCGCGACGCCAGCGCCCAUAGAUACGCAGCAGGGUAAAAAGAAGAAGAAGCGAAUGUCUACGGCGGCGCCUGCGCCCUGA
Molecule: messenger RNA, 858 nt
Organism: Peniophora sp. CBMAI 1063
Lineage: Eukaryota; Fungi; Basidiomycota; Agaricomycetes; Russulales; Peniophoraceae
Source: the annotation of a GenBank genome assembly